Molecule: messenger RNA, 3906 nt
Organism: Colossoma macropomum (tambaqui)
Lineage: Eukaryota; Metazoa; Chordata; Actinopteri; Characiformes; Serrasalmidae
Product: gastrula zinc finger protein XlCGF8.2DB-like
Exons: 2
Coding region: 2575-3663 (362 amino acids)
Biological process (GO): regulation of transcription by RNA polymerase II
Cellular component (GO): nucleus
Molecular function (GO): DNA-binding transcription factor activity, RNA polymerase II-specific; RNA polymerase II cis-regulatory region sequence-specific DNA binding
Source: RefSeq, a predicted model, not a curated record
GUGUUUAUAAAUUUUAUACAUAGUGAUAAAUAUCAUUAUCGAUGUUAAAGUUACCAGCUAAUGUGGAAGAUGUACACUGUCUCCCUCAGAUGAGUCUAUAGAGGCAGAUAUGCACUCUUUAUCACAAUGGCAGAAACAGACACAUCUUUUGCUGUGUGAUACACAGCAGUAACUGAGGUAAAUCUGCUGUAGCUGAGUGAAAGAUAUGUUAGAUAACUGAGGAAAUACAGCAUUACUGAGGUAAAUCUGCUGUAGCUGAGUGAAAGAUAUGUUAGAUAACCGAGGAAAUACAGCAUUACUGAGGUAAAUCUGCUGUAGCUGAGUGAAAGAUAUGUUAGAUAACCGAGGAAAUACAGCAUUACUGAGGUAAAUCUGCUGUAGCUGAGUGAAAGAUAUGUUAGAUAACCGAGGAAAUACAGCAUUACUGAGGUAAAUCUGCUGUAGCUGAGUGAAAGAUAUGUUAGAUAACUGAGGGAAUACAGCAUUACUGAGGUAAAUAUGCUGGUGGCUGAGGGAAAAAUGGCAUACUGUGGUAAAUAUGCUGGUGGCUGAGGGAAAAAUGGCAUACUGUGGUAAAUCUGCUGGUGGCUGAGGGAAAUACAGCAUUACUGAGGUAAAUCUGCUGAUGGCUGAAAGAAAUACAGCAUUACUGAGGUAAAUCUGUCGGUGGCUGAAAGAAAUACAGCAUUACUGAGGUAAAUCUGUCGGUGGCUGAAAGAAAUACAGCAUUACUGAGGUAAAUCUGCUGGUGGCUGAGUGGAAUAUGGCAUUACUGAGAUAAAUCUGUCGGUGGCUGAGGGAAAUACGGCAUUACUGAGGUAAAUCUGUCAGUGGCUGAAAGAAGUACAGCAUUACUGAGGUAAAUCUGCUGGUGGCUGAGUGGAAUAUGGCAUUACUGAGAUAAAUCUGUCGGUGGCUGAGGGAAAUACGACGUUACUGAGGUAAAUCUGUCAGUGGCUGAGGGAAAUACAGCAUUACUGAGGUAAAUCUGUCGGUGGCUGAAAGAAGUACAGCAUUACUGAGGUAAAUCUUUUGGUGGCUGAGGGAAAAAUGGCAUACUGUGGUAAAUCUGGUGGCUGAGGGAGAUUUGGCAUUACUGAGGUAAAUCUGCUGAUGGCUGAGGGAAAUACAGCAUUACUGAGGUAAAUCUGCCAGUGGCUGAGUGGAAUACGGCAUUACUGAGGUAAAUCUGUCAGUGGCUGAAAGAAAUACAGCAUUACUGAGGUAAAUCUGCCAGUGGCUGAGUGGAAUACGGCAUUACUGAGGUAAAUCUGUCAGUGGCUGAGGGAAAAAUGGCAGCCCAUGUCACUUUCCAAUCCAUGGCGUUACCCCAUUUGGUGCAUGCUUCCUAUUAGCUCAUCGCCACUGUUCUGCAGAUCCUUUCCUCCUCCACUGGCGCUCUCACCUUAUCUUGGACUAGGUGAUGCUUCCCUUUCCCUUGGGUGAUGUUAAUAUGUGGGGUAGGAAAAGAUCCAGCUCUGUCUUGAUUCACCACUCCCACCAGACUGUUGUGAUGGGGCUGCGUCUCUGCCUGCAGAACAUCUUCCUUUCCUCUCUACUACCUCCCUGUUCUCACCUCAAUUUCAGCUUUGGCCAUCUUCGGAUUUCUUCCAAGCAUGUGAUGGUCAAUUGCUUGUUGCUGUGCCCUUAGAGCGUGGUGCUAUUGAGGCUCCUUCGUAGCCCCAGCCGUCUUCUGAGAUGACUGCUGACUGUUCUCUCUGAUGGCUUUGCUGUCAAUAUUGGCAUUUCGUAGACUAGGAGAGGCCACAAGAUCCAAAUGGUCCAUGUAAAUUCUGUAUUACUGCAGAAUAUUGUAGUUUUAAAUAAGAAAAAUCAAUUAUUAUCAAUAAUGUUGUCCUGAUGUGAUUACAACCUCAUAUUUAAUUGCAAACAGUAUAAAGACAAUAUAGCAAAUGUUGAAACUUCGAAACGUUGUUUUUUGAAAUAUGUAUGCCUAUUUGAAUUUGAUGCUGGCAACAAAUUGGCUGACCUAUUACAAAACCUAUAACUCCUAAUAAAAAAUCUAAUAAUCUACUACAAACUCUGUAAACUCUAAUAAAAAUCCUAAUGACCUACCACAAAUCCUAUAAACCCUAAUAAAAAUCCUAAUGACCCAUUACAAACGCUAUAAAACCCUAUUAGAAACCCUAUGCCUGAAUUUUUUAACAGGACAUCGGGGUAUAAGAAAUUCUCUAUUCUCUAGAAAUUAUUAAUACAGAUUACAGUUCGGAUUACAGGCGUCUAUUCACUUCUAUAGUCAGGAAAUCUGAGACAUACUCCACCAUAGUCAGUGCUUAUGCUCAUACUGCCCAGAAGAGGGCACUGCUGCAACACUUUGCACGUGAUGCGCCUCAAACCAAAGACAGAAGAAGAAGAAAAAGAGGAGGCGGUAGAAGAAGAAGAGGAAGAAGAAGAGAACCACACUGUUACACAAACAGUGUUCAGAUUCAGCUCAGAGUGAGGGAGAGCAGCCAGUCAGCUGGUCAGAGAACUCUCUCCUCAUUAGUUUUCAGUCUGGGACAGAGUUGGAUUGGGAUGUUUACUCUGUGAGCUCUGAGAGGGAAAUCUGUGAAAAUGUCCAGUGUUAAAGAGGAGUGUGAGGAUAUCAGUGUGAUGGAGGCGACUGGACUGAAGACAGAAGACCAGCAGAUGGACAAAGAGGACGUAUUACAAGACAUCAAAGAGGAACAUAAACCAGAAGUAACUCCAUUUCAGGAGGAAUAUAUCUCACAGGAAUCUCACCAAAACACUGAGCCUGGAAACAGCUUCAGUGAUUCUUCCCAUCAGAAGGAUCACCUGAGAAUUCAUACUGAAGAAGAAGCUUUCAGCUGUUCACAGUGUGGGAAGAGCUUCACCUCUGAGAGAGCUCUGAAACGCCACAUGGACGUCCAUGACGGAACGAGACCUCAUCAGUGCUCUCAGUGUGAGUGGAGCUUCAAACGAUUCCCGGAUUUAAAACGGCAUGAAAAAACUCACACUGGAGAAAAGGCUUUCCCUUGCUCUCGGUGUGGAACCCGCUUCUCAUUACCAAGAUUUCUUAAAACCCACAUGUUGAUUCAUAAUGGAGAAGAGCCGUUCACCUGCUCGGAGUGCGGAAAAUGUUUCUCGGCUCCAAGCCAUCUUGAAAAACAUGCAAAAAUUCAUACCGGAGAAAAGCCGUUUACCUGCUGCGAGUGCGGAAAACACUUUAGACAAUCCUGCAGCCUUAAAAUUCACAUGAUGAUUCAUACUGGAGAGAAACCAUAUACCUGCUCUGAGUGUGGAAAAGGCUUCUCAGUGCCAAGCCAUCUCAAAAAACAUGCAAAAGUUCAUACUGGAGAGAAGCCAUUUUCAUGCUGUAAGUGCGGAAAACGUUUUACAAAACCAUGCAGCCUCAAAACCCACUUGCUGAUUCAUAAUGGAGAAACGCCAUUCAUCUGCUCAGAGUGUGGAAGAGGCUUUUCAACUCCAUCUGGCCUUAAAAGCCACCUAAAGAUUCACACUGGAGAAAAGCCUUAUACCUGUACUGUGUGUGGGAGGAGUUUUUCAGCAUUACAUAUCCUUGUAAACCACAUGAGGAUUCACACUGGAGAAAGGCCUUUUAUCUGCUCUCACUGUGGAAAAGGCUUUAAGCAGGUUAGCACUCUAAAUAAACACCAGAAGAGAUUUCACGAAACAGGGUAGGUCACCUAGUUUGAACUCUCUUAAAAAUAUAUAGGUUCUAUAUUCUAUAUAUAGGUUAAUAUAUUGGUUCUAAAUACUAUUGAAUAGUAACAAAUACAGAUGGAACAACAACAGACAAUUCCACACACACGUUUUCCAAACCGCUUAUCCUUCUGGAUCAAGGGGGAUGCUGGAGUCUAUCCCAGCAGUCAAUGGUUGGAAGGCAGGAAACACCCUGGACAGGUCAGUAGUCCAUCGCAGUGC